CUCUCUCUUUGCUCGAACGCUCAAAAUUCCCUUCGAAAUUCUCCCUUUUCGAUUAUUCCUACAAAAUUCGAGUUUUGACCUUAGCGAAAUGCAACCCAUCGAUCCGAACCUGGAGACGGCCCAUUCCUUUGUCGUGUUGGGUGCUUCGGGGAGGCUGGCCACGCAGAAGGUUUUUCCGGCCCUCUGGGCCCUCUACAGGGACAAUCGCCUGCCGCAGGGCACCCGCAUUUUCACCUACAGCCGAACAAAACUCCACACGCGGACUUACCGGCUGACAUGCGCACCCUAUAUGGACCUGGAUCCGGAGCGGGAUCCCCAGAAAUUCAACAGCUUCUGGCUGACGGUGCACUGUGUUCAGGGGCAAUACGACAGUCCGGAGGACUACGCUGCCCUAACCGAGGCCAUGGUCCUGCAGGAGUCAAAGCACAACCAGAUCUAUGCCAAUCGCAUAUUUUACCUGGCCCUGCCCCCCGUCGUCUUCGAUCAGGUGACCCUCAACUUGAGCCGAAAGUGUAAAUCGUCCACGGGCUGCACACGGAUUGUGGUGGAGAAGCCCUUUGCCAGGAACGAUCUGACCUUCAGGCCCUACCAGACGGCCCUCUGUCAGACGUUCAAGGAGUCGCAGAUCUACAUGAUCGAUCACUUCCUGAGCAAGCAGAUAACGCAGAACGUGUUUGGGCUGCGCUUCGCCAACCACCUCUGGUCGGAGACGCUCAACAAUAGUCACGUGGCCGCCGUGAUGAUAACGGUGAAGUGCGAGAAGCCGGUAAAGGCUCGGGCGGAAUACUUCAACUUCUUCGGCAUCAUCCGCGACGUGAUGACCAAUCACAUGAUGCAGCUGCUGGCUUUGGUGGCCAUGGACAAGCCCUACUCCAACACCAUCGACGACCUGCGAAACGAGCGGCUGAAUCUAUUCAAAGAGGUGACCACCGCGAACAUGGGGGACGUGGUCAUUGGCCAGUACCGCAACAACCGCAUGGAGAGCGAUCCCGACAAGGUGGGCUACACGGAGCACAGCUACAUACCCAGGGACUCUGCGACGCCCACAUUCGCUAUGGUUGUCCUGCACAUCAACAACAGGCGCUGGUCGGGAGUGCCCUUCAUUCUGCGUGCCGGCAAAGCCAUGAACGACACCAAGACGGAGGUGCGGAUCCAGUACAAAUCGGUGGGAUGCGAUGAGGGGAACAGCAAGGAUCUGGACAUCAGGAAUGAGCUGGUGCUAAGACUCUCACCGUUCGAGGAGAUCUUCAUGCGGCUGCGACUGAAGCAGCCCGGAGAGGAGCUCUGUCUGAAGGAGGCGGCUCUCAAUCUGCGCGUGGAUGACAGAAACACCAAGUACAUGCCCAACUACAACAGCCUCAUCCUGGACAUCUUGAAGGGCAAUCAGAGCAUGUUCAUGCGCACCGAUGAGCAGUGCGAGAUCUGGCGCAUCUUCUCACCCAUUCUGCAGAGGAUCGAUACGGAUCGACCCAAGCCGCUGCCCUACGAUUUUGGGUCACGGGGCCCACUGCUCGCCUACCGCAAGGCCGAGCGGGUCGGAUUCGUGUUCUUCACAUCAGAUGAGUGGCGCGAGAACAAAGAGACCCUCGACUACACCGUGAAGAGCAGCAGGAUCCUGAGUGGGCCACACCACGCAUUGAAGCCCGACCGAGAGCCAACGGUCGUCAAGUUGAGGUCCACGGAAAUCCAAUAAAUAAAAUCAACAACGAAAGUUUUUUAAUUAAA
Molecule: messenger RNA, 1725 nt
Organism: Drosophila obscura
Lineage: Eukaryota; Metazoa; Arthropoda; Insecta; Diptera; Drosophilidae
Product: glucose-6-phosphate 1-dehydrogenase
Exons: 1
Coding region: 89-1693 (534 amino acids)
Biological process (GO): glucose metabolic process; pentose-phosphate shunt, oxidative branch
Cellular component (GO): cytosol
Molecular function (GO): glucose-6-phosphate dehydrogenase activity; NADP binding
Source: RefSeq, a predicted model, not a curated record